AGACUGCGGUCUUAACGCAUGGACUCAUUUCAUUUCACUUCUCUAAAUCAAAAUCAAAGUUUGGUUUGUUAUUAUUCCUUACUGAGUGGGGCAAGCGAAGCGAGUUUUGUGAGUCCGAAGUUCCUCCUGAGACCAAUGGAAAGAGAAGCUGGUGGUGGGUACAGAGGAAGAGGAAGAGGUGGUGCUAGGGGAAGUGCUGCUGGAGAAGGAGCUGGUAGAGGAAGAGGGAGGGGUCCUCCUUGGCAUGGUGCAACUCAGGUGUGGUCGAAACAACAACAACCACCACCACGACCAAGACACCCACAGCCACAGCCACAGCCACAGCCACAGCCACAUGUGGGUGUUGGUGGUGGUGGUGGUCCUCUGGGGAGUCAAUUGGUGGGUCCCACGUCUGAGGGGUCGAGCUGGGCCAGCAAGGUUGGCGGUGCUAGCGGUAGCGGUAGUAGUGGAGGAAGAGUAGUGAGAAGCCAGGGUAACAAUAAGUGGGUGGAAGUGGGACACACUGCCCCAUCUAUUCCUUCUCAGACUCGGCCUCAGCCUCAGUCUCAGCCUCCUCCUCCUGUCACUGAUCCUAUUGUUGAAAAAUUGAAAUUAAAAGAAAUUUCAGAAGAUUCAGAGAAGAUUAUCCCUUUAAAACGACCUGAUAAAGGUGGCAUGCUUGCUAUAAGGACUGUUGGACUUUGUGCCAAUCAUUUUCUUGUCAAAUUCAACCCAAAUAUUAUUAUAAUGCACUAUGGUGUUGAUGUCAAACCCGCAGUGCCCCCCAGGAAUGGUCGACCUGUGAGAAUAUCAAAAUCUGUUCUUUCAGUAAUUAGAAACAAAUUAUCUUCUGAUGAUCCUGCACAAUUUCCCUCGUCAAGGACUGUAUAUGAUGAUGUGAAGAACAUAUUCAGUGUCGUACCAUUGCCCACUGAAAAAAUUGAUCUGGAAGUCCAUGAGGGUGAAGUCAUGAAGGGUGGUUCAUACGUAGUUACCAUAAAUCUUGUGAAUGAGCUUAAGUUUGGCAAGUUGAAGGAUUACUUAAAUGGACAACUCUUGUCAAUCCCCCGAGAUGUAUUACAUGGAAUGGAUGUUGUAAUGAAGGAGAAUCCAUCUAGGCACAUGAGCACUUUUGGGCGGAGUUUUUUCCCUAGAGAGCCUAGGGAAGGAGAUGAUCUUGGGUGGGGCAUCACAGCAUCUAGAGGAUUUCAACAUAGCCUAAAGUCCACGUCCCAGGGUCUAGCACUCUGUGGAAACUACUCAGUUCUGGCAUUUCAGAAGAAAAUGUCAGUUCUAGAUUUCCUCUGGGAGCAUAUUCCAAACUUUGAUAUAGAUAAUUUCCGAAGGUUUAGGAGAGAUGUAAAGGAUGCAUUGGGGGGUCUCAAAGUUAACUUUACUCACUGGAAUAACAGACAAAAAUACAUAAUUCGGGGGUCAACAAGGGAGAAUACACGAGAAGUAUCAAUCAUUAAGGAAGACCCAGAAUGCCAGAAUCCACCUAGACAAGUUAGAAUUGUUGACUAUUUCAGGGAGAAAUAUCCUUGGUGGCACUAGUGAUAAGUUCUUCAAAAUGGUACCCGCAUUUCUAUCCAAAUGCUCCUUUGGAUACCUUUGCCCCUCAACUAAGACACAGAACUCCAUUGGUACAGCUUUUUUAUUAUUGGCUUUUCCUAAAUCCAAGCAGGAA
Messenger RNA from Quercus robur (English oak), 1666 nucleotides. Its product is annotated as protein argonaute 2-like. Gene Ontology annotation, molecular function: protein binding; RNA binding. Gene Ontology annotation, biological process: regulatory ncRNA-mediated post-transcriptional gene silencing. NCBI's taxonomy places the organism in Eukaryota, Viridiplantae, Streptophyta, Magnoliopsida, Fagales, Fagaceae. The transcript is spliced from 2 exons. The record is from RefSeq and is a predicted model, not a curated record. Gene Ontology annotation, cellular component: cytoplasm. The coding region runs from base 19 to 1533 and encodes 504 amino acids.